This is a messenger RNA of Amphiprion ocellaris (clown anemonefish), 3628 nucleotides long. It is a transcript of the gene glb1l2, whose product is annotated as galactosidase beta 1 like 2. Gene Ontology annotation, cellular component: vacuole. NCBI's taxonomy places the organism in Eukaryota, Metazoa, Chordata, Actinopteri, Pomacentridae. Gene Ontology annotation, biological process: carbohydrate metabolic process. The record is from RefSeq and is a predicted model, not a curated record. Gene Ontology annotation, molecular function: beta-galactosidase activity. Bases 424 to 2241 code for a protein of 605 amino acids. The transcript is spliced from 20 exons.
CUCUCACAUGUUAUCACAGCAUCUGAAUGUGGUCGUAAAAAGGAGGCCAAACGCUUGAGAUAAUGGUCGACGUUACAGUCAUUUCAUCAUUACAGAUUUAUCCUGUAGAGAUCGAGGCUACAUCAAUCAACAAGGUGGCAUGAUUGUCUUGGAGCAGCAGAAGAGAUCCCACGUGAAACUUACCAAGAUGAAGAUACCCUCAAGACCGAGACAAACAGGUUUAACAUAGUGACAGGAACCACAACCUGUUAGGCAAUCAUGCCAACGUCCACAGAUAAGCAGUGUUUGAGGCCUCCCAGCACCAUCCACCCUUCAUAUGCUUCCUGGUAAACUCAGCUUCAAGGCACUGCACUGGCAAUGUUUUUGAUGUAACUGCGAUUUUCUCCGAUCUUCAAGUCUUGACGUCACCUUAAAGUCAAGAGAAUGAGUCGUUUGAAGGGUCUGAAGGCCGAAUCAUCACAGUUUACUCUCGAGGGAAAACCCUUCCGCAUUCUAGGAGGCUCCAUCCAUUACUUCCGUGUCCCCAGGGCCUACUGGGAGGACCGGCUGCUGAAGAUGAAGGCUUGUGGCCUUAAUACACUCACAACAUAUGUGCCAUGGAACCUGCAUGAGCCUGAGAGAGGGAUAUUUAACUUUCAGGAUCAGCUGGACCUCAAGGCCUAUGUCAGUUUAGCAGCACAGAUGGGUCUCUGGGUGAUCCUACGUCCUGGACCUUAUAUUUGCGCUGAAUGGGACUUGGGCGGGUUGCCUAGCUGGUUGCUACAAGAUAAAGACAUGCAGUUGAGGACAACUUAUCCUGGAUUUGUUGAUGCCGUCAACUUGUAUUUUGACAAGCUAUUCUCUGUGAUCAAACCUUUGAUGUUUGAAGAAGGAGGCCCAAUCAUUGCACUACAAGUCGAGAACGAGUACGGAUCAUUUGCAAGAGAUGAGAAAUACAUGCCAUUUAUAAAGAAUUGUCUCCAGUCCAGGGGUGUUAAUGAACUCCUGCUGACUUCAGACAACUGGGAAGGCCUGAGAUAUGGAGGGAUGGAUGGGGUUCUAAAAACAAUAAACCUUCAGAGACUGUCGUUUGGAGCUAUACAGCACUUAGCUGACAUGCAGCCCCAGAAACCUCUGAUGGUGAUGGAGUAUUGGUCCGGCUGGUUUGAUGUCUGGGGAGAGCACCAUCAUGUGUUCCAUGCUGAGGACAUGCUAGCCGUUGUGUCUGAGAUCUUGGAAAGAGGUGUUUCCAUUAAUCUCUACAUGUUUCAUGGUGGAACCAGCUUCGGCUUCAUGAAUGGAGCGAUAGACUUUGGUACCUACAAACCUCAGGUCACCAGCUAUGAUUAUGAUGCCCCCUUAUCUGAAGCUGGUGACUGCACCACAAAAUAUCAACUCUUGAGGAAUUUAUUCAGCCAGUACCACUCUGAGCCUCUUCCUGAAGUGCCCUCUGCUCAGGAGAAGAGAGCUUACAGCCCCGUCUUCAUCCAGCAGCACCUAUCACUGUGGGACACCUUGCAUUUCACAGACAAGCCGCACAGGUCAGAGAGGCCAGUGAACAUGGAAAAUCUCCCUGUCAACAGUAACAGCGGUCAGUCUUAUGGUUAUACACUGUAUGAAACCACCAUCACCAGUGGAGGAGCCCUGAACUCCAGGAACAACAUCAGAGACAGAGCACUGGUUUUUGUGGACCGACAAUGUGUUGGUAGUUUGGACUACAAGACACAUGAAGUUGCACUCCCUGAUGGCAAGGGACAGAGAACAUUGAGCUUGCUUGUGGAGAACUGUGGAAGAGUGAAUUAUGGGAAAGCUCUGGAUGAACAGCGCAAAGGUAUUGUGGGAGACAUUGUGUUGAAUCAGAGCCCUCUGAGAGGAUUUACCACCUUCUGUUUAGACAUGAAGCCGAGCUUUAUAAAAAGAUUAACAAAUUCAGGACAGUGGAAAACUGACUUGAAGUCACCCACUGUCCCUGGAUUUUUCCAGGCCAGACUCAGUGUGGAUGGUCCACCCAAAGACACCUUCAUCCGACUCCCUGGUUGGGGUAAAGGAGUUGUAUUUGUCAAUGGGCAGAACCUUGGACGUUAUUGGUUCAUUGGUCCCCAGCAUUUCCUUUAUCUCCCAGGACCUUGGCUCAGAAGUGGACAGAAUCAGAUUAUUGUUUUUGAGGAACAAAGAGCAGAUGACAGAAUACUGUUUGCUGAAAAUCCCGAUCAUGGAAAAACUAUUGAUGUUUACAAACUCCCCUUUUGUACAUUGCUAUAAAAACAGUGUAACACACACAACCAUAUGCACGCACAUGAAAGGACAGUUUAUUGAUACUGACAGUUAUUGUAAAUAAAUGUAAACAUAAUUCAUACUAACUAUGACAUUGCUGUACAUAGCAGAAUGAUUAUUUCAUUCAAAUGUUUAGCUAAAUGUUAUUGUCACCGAUUCCUUUUACUGAUGUAUUUUACGUGUAAAUACAGUUUUACAACGCAACACUAUUCAUUCUUCGUGUUUUUCUGGUUUUAUCAUUUAGUGUGAACUUUACUCUAGUUAGAAAUAACUCGGUACAGCCUUUUCACACAUUCUAAGCCUCUGAUUGGUCCAGAGUCUUGUCCUUUACAUGAACGGGGCUCUCAUCCUCACAAGGGACAACCAACCACACAACUACACACUAUAUACACAACUAUGUCAAUUGAUCACACGCACAACCUUGUAACCGCAAGUUAAGCCUCUUUUUUCAAAAUAAAGGUAAAAUGCUUGUGCAAAUUUGUACUUCUUUCCUACCGUAAAUAUAUUCAGAAUUACACAGCAAGGUCAAAAUCCUAAAGCCAGAAUCUUAUUUUCGUUCAGUGGGAGUUAUUCUAUGACAUAUUUUGAGCACAAAUAUGGAAUAUUUUAUAGCUUCAGUAGCAACUUCAGGUAUUUCAGGUGGGAGGAACAGAUAGAUUUUUCAUGGAAUGAAGCAUACAUAAAAAUGGUUGUGCAUACUGUAUGUAUACUGUAAAACCUGAAAAUUUGUAGCACUUUUGUUUUUAAUUUUUUUUGUUUUGUUUUUUUUAAAAAACAACAACAAACAUACUGUGUAGAUUUUCUGUGUUUUUACAAAAAUUCUAGACAUCUACCAUAACCACGUUAAAAAAACAAAAAAUGCAGAUUUCCAUCCAUUUUACCCCUGGAAAAACAGGCCAAAAACUAAAUAAUAUCCAAAAAUGUGUAUUUUUGCAUAUGGUCAUUUGGUCAUUUUCUGCUAGUCCAUAAAACUCCACUUUAUUUUAUUUUAUUUAUUUAUUUAUUUUUAGUGCAUUCCAAUCAGGUGAACUAUCACUUCACAUAUAUAUGCCAUAAUUUGAAAGAAAAAUACGUUCAUUAAUGAUUUUCCCCGUUUGGUUAAGUGUAUAAUUACUUACAAUAAUUUUAAAAAAUAUUUUACAUAUUGACAGUUAACCAAAAAAAGGUCAAAACUGCAAUUAAUGUCCAUGUUAAAAAUCUAUAUUUUAAUAAUUUGUUCUAUUACGUUUGACAAUAGUUACACUUUUUUGUUGUAUUUAUAUCAGCUACAAAAGCAAAUGUUUUACAGAUAUUUGCAUUUUUUUUUCUUUUUAAAAAUGUUUGAACGCUAAAUGAUUCCACCGUUUUUUAACGUUUUUUCUGGUACUCUUGCAGU